CCCUCAGCCUCCUCCUCCUCCUCCUCCUCCUCCUCCUCCUCCUCCUGCCGCCGCUGUGGGUGCCCGGUGCCGCCGGUGCCGCCUCAGACUGGCUGCUCCCGGCCGGGCACGGCACGGCACGGCCCGGCCCGGCCCCGUUGAGGCCCGGCCAUGUCGCAGGUGCUGCCCUACGGCGAGGACAAGGUGGGGCGCUACGGCGCCGAGCCCGAGGCGGGGGAGCUGCCCUUCAGCUGCCGCCUGCAGGACACCAACGCCUUCUUCGGGGGCAACCAGGGCAAGCGGCCCCCCAAGCUGGGACAGAUCGGCCGCGCCAAAAGAGUGGUGAUCGAGGAUGACCGGAUAGACGAGGUGCUCAAGGGCAUGACGGAGAAGUCGCCGUCGGGGGUAUAAACCCGGAGAGCCGCCGCCAGGACCCCCGGGCCCGGGGGGGGGCACAGAGGAGGAAAGAGAAAGGGGGGGGGCGGUGGGAGGCCAUACCCGCGGCCCCCCCCCCCCCCCUCAGCACAUGGCCCCAUUUGGGGGUGCAGCAGGCGGGGAGAGACGGGGGGCAAACCCCCUUCUCGGACCCCCCCACCCCUUCCAUACGCUCCCACCGGCUUCGGGGUCGCGCCCCCCCGGGCCAUGCACUUUACCCCUCCCCCUUUCAGCGAGGGACCCCCCCUCCAAAAAAAAAAAACAACUAAAACCCUAACACCGUGGUGGUGGUGAUGGGGGGGGGGGCACGGAGCUGAGCGGGGCCGGAGCGGGCUCGAAGCCGCCCCCGGUGCCAUUUUUUGCUCCAUCGUUUUUUGCAUGAGCUUCGGUGGCCCCCCCGGGCGCCGCGUCUUGGUGCCGAAAGGGUCACCCCCACUCCGGCAAACAGCUUCUUUUUAAGAGAGAAAAAAAAAAGAAAAAAAACACACACACACACACACAAAAAGAGAAAACUUUCCUCAUAUUUGUAUUUUUAUAUCCGAAUCUUUGUUAAAAAAAAAAACGCAAAACGAGCCGCUGACGGCGAGGUGUCGAAGUAGCGCAUCGGGAGGGGGGGGGCGGGAAAUAAAAGCAAAUGGUUCAUAUUUUUUUCCAUAAGAAAACCGAUUUAAAAAAAAGAAAAAAAAGGAAAAAGAAAAGGGGGGGGGAAGGUGAAGAGAAAAGAGAGGAAAAACCCACGGCCCCCCCCCCCGCCGGCAGCAGGACUUGGGGAACGUCGGUGGGGUCCGCACGCGCCAUCCAUCCAUCGCCCCCCCAGCCGGGGCGCCCGCAUCCGUCGCUGCCUCCCUCGGGAGGAUUUUUUGGGGGGGGGCCUGGGGCUUCGGGGGGGGGGGGAGCGGGGAGGGAAGGGGCCCGUUCCUGAGUUGUCGUUUUUAAUUUUGUACUUUAAUUUAAUUUUAUUUUUUAAGAAGCUUCUCGGGGGGGGGUCUUGGUGUGCAUGAGAAAACUCGUCAUCUUUUACAAUAACCUACGAGUGGCAUUUACGGAGACAACAACGCAAAAAAAAAAAAGAAAAAAAAAAACAACAAGAAAACAAGAAAAAAAAAAGAAAAAACACAAAAAAAAGAAGAAAAAAGAUCCUUGUGUCAUGAUGUUCUACGGAUGAUCCAUUGUAAAUUGAAAUGCCAUUUUUCACUGUACUGGUGAACAAAAUGCGAUGAAUAAAAUACAUCCAUGUACCGA
Anas platyrhynchos (mallard) is the source of this 1656-nucleotide messenger RNA. RefSeq names its product calcium/calmodulin dependent protein kinase II inhibitor 2 (gene CAMK2N2). Lineage: Eukaryota; Metazoa; Chordata; Aves; Anseriformes; Anatidae. The record is from RefSeq and is a predicted model, not a curated record. Gene Ontology annotation, molecular function: protein kinase binding; calcium-dependent protein kinase inhibitor activity. Gene Ontology annotation, biological process: negative regulation of protein kinase activity.